Messenger RNA from Entrophospora candida, 564 nucleotides. The record is from the annotation of a GenBank genome assembly. NCBI's taxonomy places the organism in Eukaryota, Fungi, Glomeromycota, Glomeromycetes, Entrophosporales, Entrophosporaceae.
GGUGAAGAAGAACUUCCAGAUGUCCUAGACUCCAUCUUAAAAGAAGAAGGAAUCCUUCCCAAAUUGAUCAGAAUACUUGUUGACAGAAGAAAAUAUCUUAAAGGGCUUAUGACGAACCCAAACACAUCAGCUGAAGAUGCUCAGCUUUGUGAUAUUCGACAAAAAGCACUUAAACUUACUGCAAAUAGUAUGUAUGGCUGCUUGGGGUUUACAAAUUCAAGAUUUUAUGCAAAACCAUUGGCAGUUUUAAUCACUUCAAAAGGAAGAGAAAUCUUACAGGAUAUUGUUGAUUUGGCAGAAAAAGAAUCAAUGGAGGUUAUUUAUGGCGACACAGAUUCAAUAUUGAUCAAUACAAACAUAUCAGAAAUGCAAAAGGCAUUAGAAGUUGUAAAAAUUUUGAAAGAAAAAGUUAAUAAACGAUACAAAUCGCUUGAGAUAGAUAUUGAUGGAUUUUUUGAAAACCUUUUAUUAUUAAGGAGAAAGGAAUAUGAGAAAUUGAAAAAUCUAAAUCCAUCUUUAAAUUUUGUUGAUGAUUAUCUGUCAAAUGUGCAGCAAGAUAUGUAG